UUUAUUCUCAAUUGAAAACUAGUUACCUUUUUGUCUGAAUUGUUAAUUGUUAUUAAUCAGUUUGAUUUUCUUUUUUCUUUUUCGGUUAAUUAAAUUGGAUUAAUUUCUAUUUUCUUGGUUUUCUUUUCAUGGUCUUGGGCUAAUUGGUGAGGUAAUUUUUUUCUCCUCCUUUUGGUGAGUUAAAAAUGGAGAAAACUAGAGAUAAAUUGAUCAAAGAGACUCGGAAUUUGGAGUCUUUCAAGGAGAUGUUAAAUAAGAGUAAUAAAUUAACUAAAACAAUGGUGUCCAUAUUAUCAAAUUUCGAUGAGAAAUUAUCCAAAUUAGAGGAAACAAUUGGACCAGUUUAUAAAGAGACCGGUAAUCUACAACAACGACAGGAAAAUCUUGUCAAAACGUUACAAUCAUUUGAUUAUGUUAUCCCUUUUUAUACGGUUGCCAAUGAUUUGGAACCAAUUAUCACCACUGGACCUGAUUCAAUGCCUAUACCUGAUUAUUUGGAUAAUAUGAAUAAGUUAAAAAGUGCAAUCAACUAUUUUGUCAAGAAUAAUCCUGAAAGUCCAGAGCUUAUGAAUGUAACAAGUCUCCAUGACAAAGGAGCUGCUUUUCUAUUGAAAAAGUUUCGAUUGUUAAUAUCAAACCAUAGUCGUCCAUUGGCUCCAAAUAUAAUUUACUGUCUUGUCCAUGAAGAUGAUAAUCAAAGCGAAUUGCCAAAACCUCUUUCAGAUAAAAUUCCGGAAAAGGAUCGAGCCCAAUUGAGAUUAUUAAGUGAAUGGCUUGUUGUUAAUAUGAAAGAUCAAUUUAUUUCCGCUUAUUCGUCUUUAAGAUGUGAAGUUGUUGAAAAAUCUUUGCGUGAUUUUAAAGCUCAUCAAAAAUCUUCAUCAGGUGGAUUCAGUGGUCACCUUAGUUCACCCGCUCCUCCUCGUAAAAGUUUAACACCAAUGAAAGAUAAUCUUCCACUUCGUCGGAAUCCAAAAAGUAUUCAACAAGCAUUGAAGAAAAAGCUUCAAGAUGUAAUUCCAACCGAAAUGUUGGGCGGUCGUUCAUAUCAUUCGGUUCCUCAUGAUCUUUGUGAACUUGCGACAAGUGAAAGAGAAAUUGAAUGUUACCUUACCAGUGUCACUGCUCUUUACCGACUCAUGCAAGCGGAAUUAAAAUUAAUGGAGGGAAUAAUUCCAAUGGAACAUCAGAAAUUACUCUUUAGUCGACUUGUUCAACCAGCGUUAGAUUUUGUGGUCAAUGAGGGUGAAAAUAUCGCCGGUCGAGUGAAAAAGUGUUCAGUUAAACACGACUUUAGUUCAGCUCUUAAUCUUUUCCCUAUUCUUCGGCAUCAGGCAUCCAUGAGGCACAAUUUUGACCUUCUUUUUGACGGAUGUUCAACUGAUGUUCAAACCAAAUUUCAAGGGCUCGUGGUGACUCUUCAAACCACCUUGAACAAAGCACUCGAAGAGUUCAUUGAAUAUAUUCGUAAUGAUGUUGACACCAAAGUACCAAGAGAUGGUACUGUUCAUGAACUCACUUCCAAUGUUAUGAUUUUCUUGGUACAACUUUCCAAUUAUUUGGACAUUUUAUCCAGAGUGAUUACGGUCACCGAUAUGCAAUCAUAUGAAAGAUCAUCUGAUAAAAAUAAACUGGCCUUUGCUCAGUAUAUCAGUCGAGUCCUUCAAACGUUGUCUCUUAAUCUUCAAUUAAAAAGUGAUUGUUAUGCUGAUCAAUACCUGAAGGCGAUAUUUAAAUUGAACAACAUUCAUUAUAUACUUAAGACACUUCGUAAAUCGUCACUUCUUGAGACACUUAAAAUGUACAAUCACGAAAUCGAUCUAGUCUAUGAGAAGCAAAUUAUGGAAAAUAAAAGAAUCUAUUCUCAAAGUUGGUCUCGAGUUCUACACUUUGUCCUUGAAAUCGACAGUAAAACACCGUCACCCGAAUCAAUCGAAAUGGCCAAUAUGAAAUUGAAAGAAAAAGAUCGACAAAUGAUCAAAGAUAAAUUUUCAGGGUUUAACAAAGAAAUUGAAGAAUUACGAAAAGUCCAAAAGGCCUACGCCAUUCCCGAUGCCGAACUUCGUGAAAGCCUUAAAAAGGACAACGCAAUGUUCAUAGUUCCUCGAUAUGAGCAAUUCUAUAAAAAGUAUAGUAACAUGGCCUUUUCCAAGAAUAUCGACAAAUACGUCAAAUUUUCCCCCAAUGAGGUUUAUAAUAUAAUUCAAAGUUUCUUUGACGCGACCGCUUAAUGAUAAUCAAUAGUAAUUUCCAUUAAUUAAUUAAAAUCAAUGUGGUUAAGUCAUUUA
Panonychus citri (citrus red mite) is the source of this 2285-nucleotide messenger RNA. RefSeq names its product exocyst complex component 7-like (gene Exo70). Gene Ontology annotation, cellular component: exocyst. Gene Ontology annotation, biological process: exocytosis. The transcript has 5 exons. Lineage: Eukaryota; Metazoa; Arthropoda; Arachnida; Trombidiformes; Tetranychidae. The record is from RefSeq and is a predicted model, not a curated record. The coding region runs from base 186 to 2228 and encodes 680 amino acids. Gene Ontology annotation, molecular function: phosphatidylinositol-4,5-bisphosphate binding.